AAGUCACCUACAGAUAUAACCAACGUUGGGUUGUUCCAUGUGCGCUAAUCUACCCAGCUUGAGCUCACGAUGACAUCCAGUCGGUCUAUCACCAAACAAACCCAAUCAUGCCACCCAUUGCAAAAAACUUCCCAAGCAGAUGAAAGCCGUCUAAAAAACGGGAUUCAACAAACCCCAUGUCAUAAAUACAGUAUCCGUGCCCUAUGACCUUGGGCCGCAUGAUCUUCUGGUCAAGGUCGCCGUCGCAUCCUACUGCCACACGGACUCCAUGGUGUCCCCGGGCAAGUUCGGCACCAAGUUGCCUGUGACAGGGUCACACGAGGGCUCUGGAAUAGUGACGUCCGUCGGGUCCGAUGUUCCCAACUUUAAUCUUGGUGAUCGUGUUAUGUGCGGACUGCCGCUACAUCCCUGCGGAGCCUGCCAUGACUGCCUGGGAUCGGAGGAGGGCCGCCGGCAAUAUUGUGCCAAAGUUGAAGGGCAUGUGGGCGUGCACAUGAAUGUCUGUUUUGCCGAGUAUGUCAAAGUUGAUUCGAGGUCCACGACGCCGUUACCGGACCAGGUCAGUUUCCUUUCUGCGGCGCUGGCUUGUGCAGGACGGACGGUGUGGCGGAGUGUGCUGCAGGCAGAGCUGAAGCCGGGCCAGUGGCUGGCUAUCGUUGGAUCUGGACGUGGGUUGGGCCAUUUGGGUAUCCAGUUUGCGAAAAAGGCGACGGACCUAGAAGUGAUCGCCAUUGACGCGAGAGACGAGGGACUUGAUUAUUCCAAAGAAAAUGGUGCAGAUGUCGUUAUGGAUGCGCGCAAGGGCAAGGCGAAUGCCGUUGCCGAAGUGCAGCAUGUCACUGGUGGUGAUGGAGUCGAUGCUACUGUCGUAUUGUCCGAUGCGGGAGACUCAGCUGCAGUCGGGUGUGCUGUUACAAGGAUGCAUAGUACGUUGGUGCAAGUGGCGCAGCCUGACGAGGUCAAGAUUCGCUCUUCUUCCGUGAUAUUCGAAUCAAGGGAAGUCUUCUGAGUUCGCCGGAUGAGUCUAAAGCAAUGUUGAAGGUGAUAGCAGAGCAUGGAAUUACCGUCAAGACGAACCAGUUCCAUGGUCUGGAUAAGAUCAAAGACUUGAUUAAUCUGAUUCGCAGUGGUAAAAUGUCUCGCAAAGCAGUGAUAGUGGUUGAUGCUGAACAAAUCGAAAUGGAGAAAAACAUAGGGGCGAAGUAC
Molecule: messenger RNA, 1206 nt
Organism: Truncatella angustata
Lineage: Eukaryota; Fungi; Ascomycota; Sordariomycetes; Amphisphaeriales; Sporocadaceae
Product: chaperonin 10-like protein
Exons: 1
Coding region: 269-1009 (246 amino acids)
Source: RefSeq, a predicted model, not a curated record